UCGGCGCAGGCGCAGUCGGCGCGGGUUCUGCCGCGGGCUCAGGCGCGUUGACGGGGGCGGCGGCGGCCAUGGACGACGAGGAGGAGACGUACCGGCUGUGGAAGAUCCGCAAGACUAUCAUGCAGCUGUGCCACGACCGUGGCUACCUGGUAACCCAGGAUGAGCUGGACCAGACGCUGGAAGAGUUCAAGGCCCAGUUUGGAGACAAGCCGAGUGAGGGGCGGCCGCGGCGCACAGACCUCACGGUGCUGGUAGCCCACAAUGACGACCCCACUGACCAGAUGUUCGUCUUCUUCCCAGAGGAGCCUAAAGUGGGAAUCAAGACCAUCAAGGUGUAUUGCCAGCGGAUGCAGGAGGAGAACAUCACCCGGGCCCUCAUCGUGGUGCAGCAGGGCAUGACCCCCUCCGCCAAGCAGUCCCUGGUAGACAUGGCCCCCAAGUACAUCCUGGAGCAGUUUCUGCAGCAGGAACUACUCAUCAACAUCACGGAGCACGAGCUGGUCCCAGAGCACGUCGUUAUGACCAAGGAGGAGGUGACCGAGCUGCUGGCCCGGUAUAAACUCCGAGAGAACCAGCUGCCCAGGAUCCAGGCCGGAGACCCGGUGGCCCGCUACUUCGGGAUAAAGCGAGGGCAGGUGGUAAAGAUCAUCCGGCCCAGUGAGACCGCAGGGAGGUACAUCACCUAUCGGCUGGUGCAGUAGCCGCCCAGCUCACAGAUGGGGCUGUGGCCACCGCCGCCGCCCCCCAGGAACCUCACCACUGCUGCUCUGGACCCCGGGGCGACCUCCCCUGGAUGCUGAGCCCCACCCUGGACCCUGCGUGACCGUGCCUCCGGAGGGGACAGGAUGCCACGGGGAGGCCUGCAGCAGCCGGUGACCCACAGCAGUCCUGGCUCAAGUCUCCGGCCAGCCCCCACCCCUGUGGCCCUAGGGUGGCCCUGAGGCCGUCUGAGCACACCCGGGGCAGCAGGGAGCGAGUUACUAUUUGAUGCUGGGUGUUUUUAAAAAUUAAAAGUAUUUGUGCAAGUAAA
This is a messenger RNA of Leptonychotes weddellii (Weddell seal), 1030 nucleotides long. It is a transcript of the gene POLR2E, whose product is annotated as RNA polymerase II, I and III subunit E. NCBI's taxonomy places the organism in Eukaryota, Metazoa, Chordata, Mammalia, Carnivora, Phocidae. Gene Ontology annotation, cellular component: RNA polymerase II, core complex; RNA polymerase I complex; RNA polymerase III complex. The record is from RefSeq and is a predicted model, not a curated record. Gene Ontology annotation, biological process: tRNA transcription by RNA polymerase III; transcription by RNA polymerase II; transcription elongation by RNA polymerase I. Gene Ontology annotation, molecular function: DNA binding.